Messenger RNA from Ostreococcus lucimarinus CCE9901, 1929 nucleotides. RefSeq lists its product with no specific name. Gene Ontology annotation, molecular function: protein binding. The transcript has a single exon. The coding region runs from base 1 to 1929 and encodes 642 amino acids. The record is from RefSeq and is a predicted model, not a curated record. NCBI's taxonomy places the organism in Eukaryota, Viridiplantae, Chlorophyta, Mamiellophyceae, Mamiellales, Bathycoccaceae.
AUGUCGGCGCUGGAGCGCGCGCUCGAGCGCGCGCGCGCGCUGAACGUCGAUCUGGUGGAACUGGCGGCCAGGAUCGAGCGCGACGGGAGCGGGGCGACGGCGAGCGCGAGCGCGCGGGAGGGGACGCUGCUGGACGCGCUGGACGCGCUGGCGAGGGGCGAGCGCGCGCUGGGCGAGGGGGACCACGAUCGCGCGGUGACGGCGUACGACGAGUGCCUGAAGAAAUGCGUGAAAGCGUGGAUGAACGGGCGCGCGGAGGUGUCGGCGCUGGUGGCGAACGCGUGCGGGAUGCUGGAGGGAGGGACGACGGCGAAGCGAGGGGAGUGCGCGGUGGUGGCGUAUCGAGCGUGCGCGGGGACGGCGCUGAGUGGACGGGCGGUGGCGCGGCUUCGAUCGGGACGGUGGUGCGAGGCGUUGAGAGAUGCGGAAGCGGCGUUGGAUUGCGCGCCGGAUGGGGCGAAGAUGCACGAACGCAUGGGAAUCGUCUUGAAGGAGACGGAAGCGGCGGGCGAUUUGGCGGAGGAGUACGCGAAGACGGCGGAGACGCUCAAGGGGAAGCAAAUGAACGGUUCGAUUCGAAGCGAAGAUUUCGAAGGGGACUCGGCGGAUGAGUUGACCGCGGUCACCGCUCGACCGAGCGCGUCGAAGUGCAUAGAAGAGGAGGAUUGGGUGCGAGCGCGUCAGUCGAUGCUGUACGGCUCGGGCGUGCUUUUCGCCGGGCGCGACGACGAGCGCAUGUACCGCGAUCGCAUAUUAUUCCUCGAGCGCGCGAAGACCAUUUUCGUGAUGAAAAACAUGGAAUCACAAAAAGCCAGCACCUCGCCCGAGGCUGAUGCGGGCGCUGAUGAGAAGCAGGUCGACCAGUCCAAGGUUACUUGGCUCGACAACGCCUUUCUCCUCGCCGGAUUUGACAAUUUGAGCGCGUACGAUCGAUCGUGCGUGUGCUUGACCAUCGGGAACGUGUUCUCUUGGGUCGGUCAUUUCGGCGGUGCAUCGGAGCUGUAUUCGUGCGGCCUGAACGUCAUCGCGAACUCGGCCGAAGACGAAGUCUCGGACGCGCUCGACGCGCUCGAGCCCAUCCUCGCGACGAACCGAGUGCUUUGUCAACUUCGUAACGAUCAGAGCACUAAGGCUUGGAAGAACGUUCGCAAGCUCAUGCGAGAUUCGAAACUUCGAGAAUUUGCCGCGGGAUUUCUGCGCAUCGCCGAAGUCGCGUGCUCGCGCCAAGAGUGGGACACCGCCGAGCAAAGUUUCCGCAUCGCCGGACGCCUCGGCGCCGAGUUCCAGGUUCGUCACAAAGUCGUCAUGUCGCGGCGCACGGCUUUAGACGCUAAACCGGCGAUGGUGGACGUCGAACAGCUCGAAGAGUUGGACAAAGUUCAAGAAGGGACGGCGAUGGAGUUCGAGGAGACCCCGCGGUUCGCAACGACGCCGAAACAAAAUUCUCUGAAUGACAAAUCCAUGCCCGAGGAUUUUCAUGAAGCGGCGAAAGAAAUCGUUCACGACCUUCAAGAGGCGCAUUCGCCCGCGACGAGUCAAGAUUCUCACAGCUCACAAAGCAAAAUUUUCACCAGUCAAGGUGGUGCGCGAUCGUUCCGUUUGAAUGAAGUCUUACAGGAUUUAGACGGUGCGAUGUCGCCCACGCGGAAGAAACGCAAGACUCGCGCCGACGCGUGCUCGUGCACCGAAGUCUUCUCGUUCCUCGGCUGGGGUUCGUUAGACAUUAAGAAGUCGAGCGCGGACGAGGAUAUAUUUUUGGCAGCUUUGCUCGAAGCGCCGCCGUCGGAUGCCGCCAACGCGCAAGAAGCCGUCGACAAGAUGGAUAUCGACGACGUGGACCUCGACGCGCUCGUGGAAGCGACGACGCCUGCGCCCGUCGAAGUCGAGGGCACACACAAAGCACCGACGACGCGACGAAGCCGUCGAUAG